UGCUGAUGCGAUAUAUUCCGGCAAGAGACACACACGCACACAUACACAGCACACAUAGUCGUGCUAUAAUUUGUGAGUGUGUACACAGCAUGGCCAGUAUAUACACACACGACAACUGCCGCCUAAAUUCAGUCGCGUGCAAACGGCAAGACACGGCGCGGCUAUACACUCGCAUCUCGCUCUCAGGCCGAAUCGUAACGCGUACAUAAUAUACAGCACUCGUGUGUGUGCACUGCUCUCUCUCAGCUAACGAUUUGUGCAGUCUACACCGAUACAACAACGCAACAUAUACAUAAAUUCAGUCGCGCGUAAUGCAAGCCGACUGCGGCUCGGAGCUUUCGCUCUUUCUCUCGUUGCGGCCCUAAUUGAUCGCGAUGAUUAAACUGGGUGUUGGCGGCUUUUUAUUUUUUUAAACACAGCUCUCUCGGUCCUCUCGUCUCUGGCUGCGUGAGAAAAAUUAAUUGAAUCGUCGUCCGUGCGGCCGAUUAUGCACGUGAUGCGCGCGAGCUCGCGCAUGUCUGUGAUGCGGCUACGUCUCUUGACUCUGAGCCGCUGCUGCUGCUGCCGCUCUUGCUGCAGUGCUGCGUGCAGUUAUUUUAAAAGUAAAUUACCGAGUGCGUCUGCUGAGUCGGCCGACUGGGAAAUGCCGGCGAAAAGAGCGCGUGUGAAUUACGCGAGUGCAUAGUGUGACCAGUGAACCGAAACCAUGCCCUCGUGCGUCGUCUUGACCCUUGUGACGCUUCUCAUCGCUGCGGGCUGCAUCGCGAGCACCUCUUUACACUAUCCUCGGAUCGUCCAUCCACGUGUGAUACCCAGCGCCGAACUGUCUCGCGAUCGCCGCUCGCUUCACCACGGCUCCCCUCUCAAGAAGGCCGACCAAGAUGACGAGGACGCGCUUUACGUCUCGCUGCACCGCUGGAUUCUCAAGACCCAGCCGAAUCGACGCUUGCUUUUCAGCUCGGAUUUCCAAGUGCAGUGGGCCGGCGACUCGAGGCAGAACUCGUCCUCGCUGGACUCGUGCGAGAGCCGAGAGGGCCGCAUCCAGGGCAAAGAGGCCCGUUCCCAAGUCAUACUGACGAGGUGUCGAGACGACUUCUUCGGCUUGAUCAUACUGGACUCGCGAACCUACCUGAUCGAGCCGUUGACGCAGCAGACGGCCAGCGGUGGCGAGCACCUGCUCUACGAGGCCGACUACGCGCGAGUCAGGCGCGACCUUGCCGGCGAUUUUCAGGCCUCCCUCGUCUACGAGAGCAGCGACAGGACCUACUACAAUCUCACCGGUGACACUUUUGCGCGUGAAAAUUACGACGAGACGCCGAACUUGCUGAAGCAGAGCGCUCGGUUGGAGUCUCGAAAUAAUCGUCUAGACGGCGUCGUCGAGAGUAGCACCGGCAGUAGCAGCACCUACGACGAUCACGACUACUAUCUCGAUCCUUUUUCCAACAAAAAAUCGACAUCGACAUCGCCGAAGAUGACGGGCCAAACAAACACUUCAUCCGUAUCAUCGAUGUCGGCUUCGAAAUGGCUUGAAUUGGCAAUCGUGGCGGAUUACUCGGUAAUCGAUUUCCAUGGCUCGCGAGUCCAACAAUAUCUCUUGGCACUUCUAAACAUCGUAAGCGCGAUUUAUCAAGAUCCAUCCCUCGACGCGAACAUGCAGGUGGUAGUCAGUCGCAUGAUCCUCUACAGCGACAAAAAGGACAGCAUGGUACAUCAGGGCAAUGCGCGUCGCUCGCUCGAGAACGUGAACAAGUGGAACCGCAAAUUGUUGGCUUCGGACUCGGACGACGUUACCGCGAGCAGACACGACGUGGCCGUAUGGUUGACUCGAUUGGACAUCGGCGGUCCAUCUGGCUACGCUCCCGUAUCCGGUGCCUGCGAUCCAGCCAGAUCCUGCGCUCUGAAUCGCGACGAGGGCUUCACCAGCGCCUUUAUAAUCGCCCACGAAGUCGCUCACAUAUUGGGCCUGUCGCACGACGGCGAUAAAAAUGCGGGCAAUAGCUGCGCGAGAGAGGCCGCGCGGGGCAGCAUAAUGGCACCGAUGGUCGCAGCGACCUUUCAUAAUUUCUACUGGUCUACGUGCUCGAGGAAAGAAUUUCAGCGCCGAGCCAAGCUCUGGACUUGCUUGGACAAUCAGCCCGAGAUUUUCGACGAAAAUCACCCGCAGGUCAAGCCGAGCAACGAAGUGUUCGGCAUGGACGAGCAGUGCCGGAUGGAAUUUGGAGAUGGCUACAGCCGGUGCAAGAACUUGGAGUCGACGAAUCUGUGCUCUCAUCUGUGGUGCGGCCGGGUCAACAGUACCAUGCAGGCCUGCAAGACGAAGAAGGGACCGCCUCUCGAGGGCACGAUUUGCGCCGAAAACAAGUGGUGCGUAAACGGGUCGUGCGAACCGAUCGAUCGAGCGAGAUACGAUCCGAAGCCGCUGCUAGCUCGGGGCUCCGCUGAGAACACUUGGAGCUCUUGGAGCGAGUGCUCGAGGACUUGCGGUGUGGCGGUGCAGCACAGACAUAGGCGCUGCGAUGCCGACUGCAAAAACGCCAGGGAGUUUCGAAUUUGUCGGGAUCUGCCGGAAUGCGAGGAUCGGAUCGACUUGCGGGCUCGUCAAUGCCUGCGAUUCGUCGAUAACGUGGCGGACUCGACGAAAAAGAGCAGCUAUUAUCAAGCUCGUAAUCAGAGCAGCGGCAACGCCUGGAUUCCUCACGUACCGCAGCAGGGCACUCCGAGCUGCCGACUCGUCUGCUACAACCGAGACUCGGGCGAAAUAUUCCACACCGGCUUGAACGUCGAGGACGGCACGCCGUGCUCUUACGACUCCUCGGACGUCUGUAUCGAUGGCAUCUGCCGUCCGAUGGGCUGCGACCGUGUAUUAGGCUCGGGGCGCAAGCGAGAUGCGUGCGGUCGAUGCGCCGGUGACAACUCAACCUGCGAGGUCAUCGGGGACAAGUUUCAGCGGAAGCUACGUCGAGAAACGACUCGAUUGGCAGUCAUACCGAAAUUCGCCUACAAUAUCAAAAUUGUCGUGACGAUUUUACUCGUGGAUUCGAUACCGCAUGAAGGAAAUAUGAAAAUUCUCAUACGUGACAGUCGGAGGAAACGACACGAGAUAAGCAAUUUUGACAGUGAAGGGCGAGCUCCUAUAAUGGUAAUCGAAGGUGCCGCCUUCCGAAUCGAAAGACUCGAAGAGAAGUAUGUGCUGUGGAGUAGAGGACCCACCUCGAGCGAAAUUGUCGUUUCUUUAUCUACAGUCAAAUCAAUAAUCCGUGGAGGCGCUUCGAUAUCAACUUCUUCUCAAUUUACAAUAGAGCGCGGCAAAUUGAGCCCAUCUCGAGGAAAGUACUCGUGGUUUCCCGAUUCCGCCGAAGCUUGCUCGGCUCAAUGUGGCGGUGGAACGAGAAAACGACAUCUCGUUUGUCGCGAUACAGUUAAACGAGAGCUGGUCUCUCGCAGAAGGUGCCUCUUAAUCGCCAAACCACCGAAUUAUACAGAAAUCGAAAGUUGCAACGCCCACAGUUGUGAAUACACGUGGAUAGCCGGUUCCUGGGAGCGUUGCACCUACAAGCUAGGAAACACAUGCGCGAGCUCGGGUAUUCAGCAACGAAGUCUGUACUGCGUUCGCAGGUCACUCGGGAUACGACAGGUGACACACGAAAAUGAACUCAAAGUCUACCGAAACACUUUGCCACCCUUGGUUUGCCGAGACCAACCGCAGCCCGAAACGGUACGCUCUUGCGGUGGUCAGAAGAAUUAUUGUCCUGGCCAGUGGGUUUAUUCCGAUUGGUCACCUUGCUCGAAAAAUUGUGGACGCGGUAUACAAAAACGCAAAGCUCGCUGCAUAACAAAACCAUCCAACAAUAAUGUUCCUCACUACAAACCAUUGCUCGCCAUCCAACCUUUACUUUUAGACGCUUGCAAUGCAACUCGAGCACCCGAUGAAAUAAGAACUUGUCGAGUUAAUUAUGGCUGCGGCAGUCACCGUCAAAGCCCACCAACGACUUCUUGGAUCUGUCAAGACGAUGAGAAAAUAUUUUGUGCAUCGAAAAAUCUCAAAGUUAGAUGUAAAAAUGCGGCGUUUAGAAAAAGAUGCUGCCAUUCCUGCAAAUCUGGAAAAUAAAAGUAGAAAAUUGAUCUGCGCUUAAAAAAAUUUUAGACAACUGAGUAAAGACUGAUGAAAACACGCGAAGCUUUAACUAUGUAUAAUAAUAAUUUUUAAAAUACUUUUUGUUAUUCCAAUAAGAAUAAUGUACAUAAAA
This is a messenger RNA of Trichogramma pretiosum, 4247 nucleotides long. Its product is annotated as A disintegrin and metalloproteinase with thrombospondin motifs 2-like. Bases 707 to 4108 code for a protein of 1133 amino acids. Gene Ontology annotation, cellular component: extracellular matrix. Gene Ontology annotation, molecular function: metalloendopeptidase activity. The transcript is spliced from 13 exons. Lineage: Eukaryota; Metazoa; Arthropoda; Insecta; Hymenoptera; Trichogrammatidae. The record is from RefSeq and is a predicted model, not a curated record. Gene Ontology annotation, biological process: extracellular matrix organization; proteolysis.